UAACAGGCAAUUGAAACGUAUAUUGUUCAGUAAUGAUCUGAUCAUGAAAUGGAUGGAAUGUCGGUUUUCGAUAUGAUAAAUAUACAUUAGAUUAGUCAUAUACUGUUACGUGUACACACACAUUCACACCUACACACACACACACAACAUAUUUACAUAUAUACGUAUAUGCAUACACAAAUAGACAGAUCCUUUGAGAAUCGUAGACUUAAUGCCAACAGACUAUAUAUAUAUAUAUAUAUAUAUAUAUAUAUGUACAUUCAUAGACUAACGUAUACUUACCGAAUUCAUGGAAAAUAAAAGUCAUAGGAAGGACAAUAACAACAACAACAACAACGACAGCAGCACCAACAACUAGAACAACAACAACAACUCGUUUACUGAUUGGUCAGUUUGAGAGUAAGAAAAAAAAAGAAGAAGAAAUUACGAAGAAGAAUAAGAAUAAGAAUUGAUUAUAACCAAUACCAAUUGUGUAUUUAACUCGUUUUAUUCAAUAUAGUCAAUAUUGAAUAUAUCAAAUAAAUAAACAAUUAUUUAUUCAUUUGACAAAAUAAAUCUACACAUAGUAACAAUCAAAUUAAAGUCAACAUUGUAUACCAUUGAACAUUAAGAACAUUGGGUGAUCAGUUUUAUAUCGUUUCUAUAAAUAUACACUUUGAAGUAAUUCAUUUGUAAAUUGGAUGAUAAAAUAUGCCUUCACCUACAACACAAUCAGUCAAUGUCGAUAAUGGUUCGAAAUGUGAUGAUGUCUUGAAUAAUGGCAAUGAUAUUGAAUUCUUGAAAAAACAUUUACCACAUGUGGAUAUCGAAACUGGUUUAAAACAUCGCACAGUUCAAAGAGAUCCAAUUACCGGUCUUGGAGCAUUACCAAAAGAACAUGUUGAACUUGGACGUACAAGAAAUGCUUCAACUGGUAGACCGGCUUUCAACACAACAUUAAUUGCAUGGGAUAUAGAUAAUGCAACAGUAUGUAAGAAUAAUGGACAUACAACUAAGAAGAGUAAACAACCAACACGUAAUCCAAUCGCUUUAACUGGUGAUCUUGGUGAUGAAGUUGAUAGAUUGCGUACAACUAAUGGUUCACGUAGUGGAACUCCUCGAGAACCACAACGUGAUCCCAUUUCUGGGAGAGGAAAUUUUGGUGAUCGUGAAUGGGAUCCAAUUGGUAGAUAUAAUGGAAAAACUAGACGAGCCAAAAGUUCUACUGGUAUUAGAACUAAUCCAUUAACUGGUGAAAAUGUGAAAACUUUCACUGUCAUGGCAGAGGAAAGAUGUACAAAUAAAGAAAAUGGUGUGUGCAAACGAAAUGUUUCUACGAAGAAUAUUUUCACUGGAGAAAAUUGUGAGAAUUACACAGUUUCACCUGAAUUGAAAUCUCCUAUUAAACGUGUACAACGAGAACCUUCACGUAACGCUAUAACUGGUGAGAAUUGUGCAACAUAUGAUUAUAAUUCUGAAGUUAAAAUAUCAAAAAAGCGAACGCCAGUCAAAAUUUCAAAUCCAUUGAAUGGUGAGAAUGUUAGCGCUUUUAUGGUAUCGCAAGAAGAAAGACCACGUACAGCUAAACCUUAUGUAUACAGGAAUACAGUGACUGGUGAAAAUCUUCAAAGUUACAAAAUAACACCAAUUGAAAGAAAUGUUACACCUAGAGUGGUUAAAGAUCGACAAAAUCCAUUAAGUGGAGACAAUGUUGAAAGUUACACUUAUCGUUUAGGGGAAUCUAAAAGGACUGUCAAAAAAAGAGAUCUUAGUUCACCAUUAACUGGAGAUGGUUCACGUGGUCGUUCAUAUACUAUAUCUAUUGAAGAAAAACAUUUAUCCCAACCAAAUUUAAAUAUAAAUAAACAUGAUUCAACACAUCAUACAUUAUCAUCAAAAUCUCUUCGAAAUAUAUUAACAGGUGAAAAUUGUAUUACAUAUAAUGUAUGUCAAGAAAUGAGAAGUGAAAAAGUUGACAGUACGACAGUGAUGAUGAAUGGGAAUACGCAUAAAAAGUCUUCCUACAAUAUUAUAACUGGUAGUGAAAAUGAAUAAAGAACCCAUCCCACCCCAUCUUACCCCCCUGCCAAAAAAGAAACGGAAUAGAAUAGCAAAUAAUAGAAGCCUCAACAACAGCAUGGAAUAUUCUAUGAAUGUCAAUAAAAUGUCUGAUCAGCUGAUUAUAAGACAACUAUACAAUAGAAAGUAUUCAACACAAUCAAGUUUGCUUGUUUAUCUCUUACAUAAUAAACUAAGCAAUGUAUGCUAAUGCAUUUUAUGAUUAAAUCUAUACUUUAAUGCUUAGUUAGCUAAUACAGUUUUUGUGCUUAUCAAAUUAUAGACAUUUAAUCAGUUGAUUAUAUUUCUUUUAAGUAAUAUAUUCAUCAAUUGUAUGACGUCAUCACUAUUGCCUUCCGCUUCAUCCUCAUCCUCAUCCUCAUCAUCCUGAUCAACAACAUCAUCAUCACCAUGGUUAUCAUUCUCAUCAGUCAUUCAUAUGGUCACUGACUAUAUCUUCUAAUAAAAAAAUAACAUAACCCCCCUUCAUUCAAUAGUGCACCAUGUGCUUUUCUUUUCUUUUUUUCUUCUCGUUGUUUUUUUUUACUAUUUCAUAAUGUUUCUAUCUUGAAUUUGAUAAUAAUAACAAAUGUAAUUAUCAGCAUUUUGUAUUUCUACCAUCCCAUCCCACCCCUACCCCCACCCCCACCCCCUCACACAUCCACACAUAUAUACAAACACACACUUUAUGUGUCUUAUUGCUUUCAUUUCAUUAAACCUAUUUGAUUAUAUAAUUUUUCGUAUUCAAGUUGAUUUAUAGUUUGCUUUCAAUGCUAUUAUAUCUAUGAUUAUGAACUGUCUAUUUGUUUAAUUAAAUCAUCACAUGUGCUUCAAUGAACAAGAAGAAGGAGAAGAAGUAAUAACGUUGAAGAUGAUGUAAUAUGAUAUUUCAUGACAAUAAUAUAGUGAAUGUUAUGUAAUGU
Messenger RNA from Schistosoma intercalatum, 2960 nucleotides. The record is from the annotation of a GenBank genome assembly. Lineage: Eukaryota; Metazoa; Platyhelminthes; Trematoda; Strigeidida; Schistosomatidae.